This is a messenger RNA of Coccidioides posadasii C735 delta SOWgp, 1202 nucleotides long. Lineage: Eukaryota; Fungi; Ascomycota; Eurotiomycetes; Onygenales; Onygenaceae. The record is from RefSeq and is a predicted model, not a curated record.
AUGUAUUUAGGCAUUUGUGCAGGGAAGCGCUCUGUGGCAAAAUAUCUUGUCCAAAAGCACAAUUUCAGGAUUCUUCAGUUAGCAACAGAGGCUUGCCAGCCUGCUCAUUUUGAUGCAGUAGAUCAGCUACACCUUCAAAGUGGUGCCAUGGCUGACACACCUGCUCAAGUGUUCCAAUCGGCUGAUGAUUUAGUCCUUUUCAUCACAGCCCGAUGGCAGGAACACUGGGUAAUCACAGAUUUAUCAAAUGAGUCCCUUCUUGAAAAACUCCUUUUGCGACCCUUUUUCUUACUUGUCAGCAUUGAUGCUCCCAUUACACUUCGUUGGCGCCGCUUUACAGAUAGAAAGCAAUUGGAACCUCCAGAACUUGAGAGGUUUGUGCUGCUGAAUGACCAGCACCAGUAUCAGCAUAAAAAUGGGGUGGUUUACGUGGACGCACAUGCCCACAUCCGAUUAUUCAACGCGUCAUCAUCGAUACACGACCUGCAUGCUGCUUUGGAUGCUCUGGAUAUACUGAACCACCAACGGCUACGGCCAAGUUGGGACGAGUAUUUUAUGCAGCUAGCCUCUUUGGCGGCGCAAAGGAGCAAUUGUAUGAAACGGCGCGUUGGUUGUGUCCUUGUGAAGGAUAGACGAGUCAUGAGCACUGGCUACAAUGGCACAGCACGAAAUACUAGAAAUUGCAAUCAAGGAGGGUGCCCUAGGUGUAACCUUGUGCAAGGAACAGCACAAGCAUUGUCCACCUGCCUCUGUUUGCACGCAGAAGAGAAUGCCCUUUUAGAAGCUGGCCGCGAAAGGAUAGGUGAAGGAUGUAUUCUAUACUGCAAUACGUGUCCUUGCCUCACCUGCAGCGUCAAGAUAGCGCAGCUGGGUAUAUCCGAGGUGGUGUAUUCUCAAGCUUACGAUAUGGACAGAGAGACUGCUGCUAUUCUAGAAGAAGCUGGAGUAAAGCUUCGGCAAUUCUCGCCGCCUUGCAAUGGAUUGAUUGAUAUUAGAUUCAUGUUUAAGCAAUCCUGCAUCCAAGAAUCCCCAGAGUAAAGACCCCUUGACUAUCAAUUAUUGUUUGAUAUUUAAUCAAUAUUUUGCAAACAACGUGCUUGUGAGCAGCCUGGGCAGGGUCAAAUAUCACCAUCAUCACCAUCAUUAUUAUUAGUAUCAUUUAUCAACUCUUUUUCACAAUACAAUUAAUUCUUGUUAUAUUU